AUGGAAGCUAUGUUUUCAUGUGGCAGAGUUGCAUUUGCAAUCAUAACAAUAUUAUGCUGCUUCACUUCCCCUGCAUUUGCCUGCCCCCUCCCUGAAAGAAAUCUUCUCCUCGAUUUCAAGGCAGCAGUUGUAGAUGAGGAUAACACUCUCUUUUCCUGGCACGGAUUCAAUUGCUGCACGUGGAGAGGAGUCAGUUGUAAUCUCCGCACAGGCCAUGUUUCUCGACUGGAUCUGAGUGGAUUCAAUUUGGAAGGUAACAUCAGUUCAUCGCUGUUCCAACUUGCACGGUUGGAGCACAUCGAUCUCAGUGACAACCUCUUCAAGGGUAAAUUCAGUCCUCCCCAUAAUCGAAAGUUGAAGAGUCUCACUUUUCUUGACUUGUCAUUUGCUGGUUAUGUAAAUUAUUCCUCUCUGGGUUAUGUACGGGAAUUUUAUGUGAGUUUGGAAAGCUUAUCAAAUCUGGUGAGCUUGGAAUACCUCUCUCUUGCUGAAGUGAACAUCUCUGCAAGCAAAGAGUGGGGUGAAGCUGUUGGCAGUCUACUCAACCUUCAAAAACUCCGCAUGUCUGACUGUGGGCUUGGAGGACAAAUUCCCAAUUCCCUUCUCAACCUCACCUCUCUGCUUCAUCUGGAUCUAUCAGAGAACUAUUUGUCAGCACAUAUACCAGCUUGGUUUGAAAAUGUGACUGGGCGCUUGGUCUCUCUUGAUCUCUCUGGGAAUUACAAUCUUGGAGGAGACCUUUCUUUCAUUGGACAACGAAAGUCUUCUUUGUCACUAACCAGCAUUGAUUUUUCAGGGACAGGCAUGAAGGGCCGAAUUCCAUCUGCUAUAUGGAGUAUCUCAUGCUUGGAGCAUCUUCGUCUUUCAGAUACUAGAAUUGAAGGUGAGAUUCCAGCUUCUAUAGGGAAUUUGUUGUCCUUGCUAAGUCUUGAUCUAUCAGCGACCAGAAUUGAAGGUCAGAUUCCAUCUGCUAUAGGGAAUGCGUUGUCCUUGGAAAGUAUUUUUCUGUCGGAUACCAGAAUUGAAGGUAAGAUUCCAUCUGCUAUAGGGAAUGUGUCGUCCUUGAAGAGUCUUUAUCUGUCUGAUAUCUCUAUUGAAGGUGAGUUUCCUGUCUCCAUACUCAAUCUCUCUAAACUUGUUGAAUUGGACCUGUCCUACAACAAGUUAACUGGGGUAAUCCCAGCUUCAUUGGACUCACUUUCUUCCCUUGUUCGUCUUCACCUUUAUGCCAACGAAUUGAAUGGUACGAUUCCAUCUACAAUUUCAAAUCUUGUUAACUUAGAAGCCUUUUGCUCCACUCCAAUAGUUUAA
Molecule: messenger RNA, 1311 nt
Organism: Cryptomeria japonica (Japanese cedar)
Lineage: Eukaryota; Viridiplantae; Streptophyta; Pinopsida; Cupressales; Cupressaceae
Product: probable inactive leucine-rich repeat receptor kinase XIAO
Exons: 1
Coding region: 1-1311 (436 amino acids)
Molecular function (GO): protein binding
Source: RefSeq, a predicted model, not a curated record